Spirodela intermedia is the source of this 1534-nucleotide messenger RNA. Lineage: Eukaryota; Viridiplantae; Streptophyta; Magnoliopsida; Alismatales; Araceae. The record is from the annotation of a GenBank genome assembly.
AUGGAGGAAGAGAAGGUGACUCCUCAGCCCGUGUGCGCCAAGGAGGCGCUGGAUCUGCUCAACUGUGUGGCCGACAGUGCGUACGACCGGGAGAAAUGCCUCCGGUUGUCGGAUGAGCUUCGGAAGUGUAUUCUGGAUAAGGUGAGGUCCUUCAUUUUCCCCUCUCCGUGUUUCAACUUUUGAUGGCCCUUCACAUCUCGAGAUAAUCGUUGAUCGACAUGAUUCUCCAAGUCCCUCCCAUGGUUUCCUCCCGAGCUCUCGUGGAUGGUCUGUUUGCUGCAUCGCCCAUCGGCAGGACGGGGAAGAGGGGACGGAUCCCAUCGGGAAUGUUAGACAGCUAUCUCUCUGAUUUGCGCGAGUUUUAAAGAAUCAAUCCCUGAUUUGCAUAAAAUCAACGCUGGCUAUCGACGGCAUGCAUUCCUGCUCAAUUUCUCCCUUCAAUUCGGUGAGAUUUUUCCCCUGGUAGAAUAAAUUCUUCAAGUCGUCUUCCGGCCUAUUCACAGUGAUAAUUUUCUUCUAAGAAAAAUUGAAAAUAACGCGGAAAUAUACAAUUAUCUAAAAUCCUGUGCUCCAUCCCUGGUCGGAGGAAACUAUGUAUGAAUAAAUGUACAAUGUCAAAAAGAAGUACGAUGAAUCCGGCAGGUGGGUUUUUAUGAAUGGCGCCAUUUUCGCCUUCUAGGAGAAGGAUCAUGGCGGAUGGACAUGUACUGAUAAAGGGAUCGAAACCGAGUUAAAGAAGAUAGUUAUUAUAAUGUGAGAUGCUUUUCUUUCAAGAUUGGUUGCUGGUCCUGCUUUGUUCUUGUCCAUACUAGCCGAAGAAUGCUGGAUCGUCAUAUUUUUUAUAUUCUUUUUGUUUCAUAUAACUCUUUGCCAUGAUAUUUGCUUCUAAUGAUGGAUCAAAAUUUUUACCAUUUGAUCUGAUUGUAUUCCUCGCUGGUGUUGUUAGAUCAUUUCUCUACUAGAUACCUCUGGCGGGUAUGAUCAAGGCUUCAAUAAUAUCCACCAUUGCUGUUUCUGUGAAUCUCUCUCCUUGUUCUACUGCUUCUGUCGAAUUACCUCGCCGAUCUCUCAUAGUCGGAGCCCAAUCUUGGCUUUUGUGAACGUCCCAUUGCUGGUUUGGAUGCUCUCCCUGAUGCUCAGUAUGUAUGCCCAUUCAUGAUCAUCUAAGUAGAUAUGCUUCUGUUCUACUUAUAAUCAUAAUCUCAGUUGAUCUCUGGGUUGGAGGAGCUGCCCAUGCUUGCUAUGUAAUGAUCUUCUCGCUGUUCUGGUCCAGAAAGUGAAGAGAUUCUCCUUGGCGGAGCAGAGCCCUCCCGGGGCGCACACGACCAGCGGGGGACAAGCGGUGAGAUACUUCGGCCUCAAGAGCGAUUUCGGUCAACGCGGGCCAUUUGAGACUCAGUCUUCUUCAGAGAGACCAUGCUAUACAAUCUUGCUCUUCUCUCGAUCACUUCUGACUCGAUUGUGUGUGUGUGUGUGUGUGAGAGAGAGAGAGAGAGAGAGAGAGAGCACCAAGUUGGCAUUUUGGGCUCGUUGA